Messenger RNA from Gongylonema pulchrum, 627 nucleotides. The record is from the annotation of a GenBank genome assembly. Lineage: Eukaryota; Metazoa; Nematoda; Chromadorea; Rhabditida; Gongylonematidae.
AUGGGCAGGCUGAAGCCUAUUGAAAGAGAUACCAUGCUUGGCUUAUCACAUCUGAAGCCAGCUAUUGAAAAUCCCGAAAACUACUACACUGAUUUGAUUAACGAGAUAAAAAAUGUUCUGGACGGCAUCACUGAUAAUAACACUUUCGAGGAUAACGUCAGAAGAAUGUUCGGAAUAAAUGCUUAUAUAACAUUUACAAUGGAUAAACUUAUCAUCGUAAUUGCACGACAGUUACAACAUUUAAUAUCCGAAGAAACCAAUGUGGCAAGUAUGGAUCUGUACAAGAAAUUUCGCUCAGAUCGUCCGUUGAGUGUCAGUGUGGGAGAAAAAAAUGAGGAUGACAUUGAGGAAGCGUACGAGGAAGCGGCACAACAGCUAAUGGCCAAUCAGAAUUGCUUCAAAACACAUUUUUUGCAUAAAAAUCGAUUUGUUACAAUGGAACUGAUCGAUAGCGAUAUUACGGAGGAAAAUGAUAAAGAAGAGGGGCAUGAACAUCGAAGCCGCUAUGUACGCCAUUUUGCUAAGGUAGGGAUUGAUUUUUUUUUUUUUUUUUUUGAAAAUUUUCCUCGUUUUGCCUAUUUUUUUUUGAGUCAAACAAGGGUUUUCCUUGUUUUGCAUAUUUUUUAA